Brienomyrus brachyistius is the source of this 3587-nucleotide messenger RNA. Its product is annotated as SPEG neighbor protein-like. Lineage: Eukaryota; Metazoa; Chordata; Actinopteri; Osteoglossiformes; Mormyridae. The record is from RefSeq and is a predicted model, not a curated record. Bases 2472 to 3248 code for a protein of 258 amino acids. The transcript is spliced from 4 exons. Gene Ontology annotation, molecular function: protein binding. Gene Ontology annotation, biological process: homophilic cell-cell adhesion. Gene Ontology annotation, cellular component: plasma membrane.
UUCUGCUUUAUUCUCAUUUAGAUGAUGUUUCUGUUUAAAGACACAAACGACACUACUCAUAUAUUUCGACAUGCUGUGGCCCAAAUUCUGCUGUGAAGGUUUUGUGUCUGUUAGGUUGCACCAAGGAGUCCAGGCCCCCACCCCACACCAGGGGUCUUACUGCAGCUCAGAUUGGGGAUUUGAAGGGGGUCAGGGUGUGGUCACAGGGCUGAACAUGUAUCAACCUUUUCCAUCCAUCCAUUUUCCAAACCGCUUAUCCUACUGGGUCGCGGGGGGGCCCGAGCAAUGGGCACGAGGCAGUGAACAACCCAGGACAGGGGGCCAGCCCAUCGCAGGGCACACUCACACACCAUUCACUCAGCUAUGCACACCUAUGGGCAAUUUAGCAAGUCCAAUUAGCCUCAGCAUGUUUUUGGACUGUGGGGAGAAACCGGAGUACCCGGAGGAAACCCCAUGACCACAUGGGUCUCCCCAUGGAAAACAUGGGGAACUCCGCACACAUGUGACCCAGGCGGAGACUCGAACCUGGGUCCCAAAGGUGUGAGGCAACAGUGCUAACCACUGCACCACCAUGACACCCUGCCUUUUUCGUAUCAACCUUUUUAAAUAUUUUUUUGUAUACAGUAGAACCUUGGAACUCAAACACCUCUUAACUUGACCAACUCAGAUAUUGAGUGGGUCUGUCAUUUUUUUUUGACAUGUACCUUAAACGAAAUCUUGGAACUCAAACAUUCCUGGUAAAACUUGUAUGGGUCGAGACACGUCUCCCCUUCCAAACAAUGACACACCAAAGUUCACCUCAAUACAGGUAAAGUGCUCAUCAAUUGUCACUUAUUUCAUGAUUAUUACUUUUCUAUGUGUGCUUUUUUUUAUGUGCGUAUUAGUUUUAUAUUGAUUGACAAUGUUUUUUUAUCAUUAGUUAGGUAGGUUGAUAGGUUUAAAUAGGCCAUCAUUUGGGGAUCUGGAACGGAUUAAAUUCAUUUAAAUAAUUUCUUAUGGGGAAAUUCAACUUGGACCUCGACCAAAUCACAACUUGACUAGCUUUCUGGAAUGAAUAAAGUUCAUGUUCCAAGGUACCACUGUAUUUGUAAAAGAUUGUGUUUACUCGGUUCAUUCAAUGUUUUCAUUCACAGUAACGAGGUGGCUUUGGAGUCAGCUUGGCAGAGUUAUUUCUCGAUAUUUAGACUGACAUGCCAUCUAACAGCUGCUAAGCUUCUUGGUGAAACUGCAUUAAAUUUGGGUUAAAAUCAAGUUUUGGCGUUGAGUAAGCUAUUCAAGCGGGAUGAUCUUGUAAUGUGCAUUUAGAUCAGCUUCAUUUUGUUUAGGUGAAACAGGGGGCUCUCAAGUCUCACACAUUUCAACUAGUUCACAUGUUCAUAUACCACACCUUGUGUUUCUCAUGCUGAGAAGUAAAGGAUAACUCCCACCAAUUUGUCCCAAUAUAUAGAAUUAAUGUAUGAUGCACAGGCAUACAGAGUGGAGUUUUCCGAUGAGUUCAUAGCUUUCCCAGCCAAUCAUAAAAUUAACAUUUGUAGAUUUCGGGUAAAUUCUAAAAUAAGUUACAAGCACAUUAUUACAUGGACGUGCACACACAUGGAGUACAGAUGAGGUGGAAGUGGAAGAGCAAGAUCUGAUGAAUGCGGUAGGCAGGGCUCUCAAGUUUCAUGCAUUGACCGUGAGACACACGCUCCAGAUCUCACUCCAAACUUUUGAUGAAACUUGAGAGUCCUAAACAUAAUAAACACAACCAUCACCAUUCUGAGAAUGGAGAACACACCCUUUCACUAGUUGAUAAAUUCCACCGGUCAUAUUUAUACCUCAGACCUGCUAGAUGUCUACCAUGCUAAGCUGACAGGUUUGAUUGGAUCCAGCUGGGAGAUUCCACAGCAGGUCAUCGGUCCACCCCCCAAGUUCACCUGCUGAUAUCGUCCUCCAGGGGCCACUCUUCUUUCACCCUGCCCUGUAGUUGUCCCCCUUCGGAUGUUUAUGCCAAGGCUAUAUAAGGUUGUCAGCCAGAGUCUUGGACUGCAGGGGCAGCAGCUCUUUCACUGACCAGGCUGGGCCAAACCCUGUGAGAUGCUCCAAAAAAGGACAGGCAUCACUUGGAAUGUGCCUCCCUUGUGAGGGGGGUCCCCUCUGGACUCUGUUUAAAUGGGCCCAUCUGACGGUCCGGCCACACUCACCACCUGCUGCGUCUAAAGCCAGUGGAGCCUGUUCCAGAGCCAGUUCACGGUGAGUUCCUGGGGUUGCGAAGUCUGGUUCGGUGUACUAGGGGGAUUGAUGGAGAAGUUGUAUGUAUGCGUGGUGGGCCAGAAUGGGAGAUGCAGUGGGUGCUGCUGAAGCUGGGUCACAUUUAAAAAUGGAGCUUUUGUGGUGUACACUGAGGUCUCCCUCAAUAUCCUAAGACACCAAAAGCUCACACACUUCUCUAUUGGGUUCCUGCAUUACUUCGCCAUCUUCGUUUUUCUAACAUGCCACUGCUGUACCUUACGGUUCUUGCUGAAUGCAAAGGCACCCACACUCCUGUGGGGGUCCCUGUCUCCUCCCUGCAGAUGUCUAAAGUCAAGACAGUCCUCCCUCCGGGGUGUACCCUCAACAUAAAUGACCCCCAAGUGCAGGAAGCAGCUAUUCGUAUUCAGGCAUCUUACAGAGGCCACAGGUCACGUAAGGAGCUACGUGAGAAAGGGCCCCCCAAGGUCCUGCAGCCAUUGACAGAUGUGCUGCUGCUGGAAGGUAGCGCAGCCAAGCUAGAGUGCCGGGUCAGCGCCUUUCCCGACCCCUUCAUUGUCUGGUCCAAGGAUGGCCAAGAGCUCAAGGACGGGCCCAAGUAUCGCUACGUGUUUGAGGACCCCAACGUGGUGGCCCUGGUGGUGUGUGACGGCGUGCUGGGUGACCUGGGCCAAUACACUGUGAAGAUCAAGAACCCCUUUGGGGAGACCUCAGACUCAGCCUGCAUCAUGGUGGAGGUGCCUGCCAAGAUCACCAAGGGGCCCGACAGUGUGAAGGUGAAGAGGGGGUCAAUGGUGAAGCUGAGAGCGGAGAUCAGCGGGGAGCCAGCGCCCGAUGUAGGCUGGCUAAAGGACGGGGAUGACAUCAAUGAGGAUGACAGGGUUUACUUUGAUGUCGGAGACACUGACACGAUCCUAACCAUCAAAAACGCACAGCUUGCAGACACAGGGAAGUAUGAGGUCUUUGUGGAGAACAAACUUGGAGUGGACCAGUCCUUUGCCCGUUUGGACAUCCUGUGAAGAGGCAGGGCAGGUAUGGACUUCUGCCCUGUGGCCCUCUCUGCUCUGAUAUCAUCCGGGACAGGUUACUUCUUCAUCACAGGGUUAGGAGGAACCAGGUGCAUGACCUACAGAAAAUCGCCUUGCAGUAAGGAUGAAUCUGAGCUACAUGAGGUGCAGGAUGUCUCACCCUUCAGCUUCCCGUUUCUCUUCCUCUUGUGAAAAAGCACGACAAACCAUGAGCAAAUGCUCUGUUCAGAAGCUAUAGGCUUAGAGAUCCAUCCGUGGACAGGUGGAGGCCCUGACUUAAUCCCCCAUCAGCAUCUCUGAUAUUUAAUAAAGGACUGUACAUUUCUCUAA